UUGUCGUCGUCGUCGUCGAUCGAUUUCGACUCGCGGAGUCGGAGGUCGGAAAAUCGCGUCCGAAACUGCUGGCGUCGCUGUCGCCGCCGCGUACGGAUUCGCGAGCAUCGUCGCGGUGGUACACCAGUGACAUUUGCGGUGCGGUGCUAUCGACGAAACAGAUUUGGCAACGUCGCAUCAUCGACUGCCUUCGUACACAAACGCAUGCAUACACGUACCUAGAAGGGAAGUUGGGGUGGCUGGCUGGUUGGCUGGCUGGCUGGCUGGCAGGCAGGCAGGCAGGCGGCAGGCUAACGGGCAAGCAAACAGGGCAGGCAGGCAAACAAGCAGGCCAGGCAGACGGCUUUCUUGUUCCGAGGACGGCGCUCCUAGUCGCGCCGUCUCUCUUUUCUACCUCCAUUGCGCUUACUCUUCCUCUCCCCCUUGUCUCCCCUUGUAUCCUCGUCUUCGGUCAAUUCAAUCGCGCUCUCCCGUUCUCUCCCUCCCUCCCUCUCUCUCUCUCUCUCUCUUUCUCUUUCAUGCGGCUCACGCCGCACGUACCGUUGAGAGCCUCUCCCUUCCCCUGCUGCGCUCUUUCUCUGCCUCUCUACCCCCUCUCCUUCCCCUAACCUCGAGCGGCUUGGGCGAAUCCACUAGGCUUGCGAGGGGAGUUCGGCAGACCUCGGCUCUAGUCGGCCUCGAUCCGUAGAGUGCGUUAGACGCCGCGAGUCGAUCGCUCCGGUUUACGAAUAUUCGCCAUCCGGGGUCACCGUGCGUGCGUCGCAGGGCCCGCGAGCGUUGUCGCGCUUUACCUGCGCAUAACCGCGACCCGCGACAGUCCGUAUUGCGGCAGUUUUACGCCUUGAAUUUGGGACGCACUCGACCAGCGUAUAUCCGUACGACGGCCAUGUUUGGUGUUUACGACGUGAGGGGGAAUCGCUGACGUCACGCGGCGAGCGGGCCGAUCUCGCCCGAACCCGAACGGCGCGGCGACUACGGACGACAGCAGCGACGGCAGCAGGCAACAGCACCAACAACCACGGAAAACGUGUGUGUGUGUGUGUGUGCCGUGCCGUGCCGUCAUCACGCCGGAUAUCACGCGCGACACGACGUAUCCAUAGACUGAUCAGAGGACAUCUUCACGCUCGUGCGGAAUAUCGAGAUUAAAAGAUUCACACGACAGCCAUGGAACUGGGCGAUAGAGUUUACGCCGCGGAACGCAUCACGAAGAAGAGGGACAAGCGGGGCAAGAUUGAAUACUUUGUCAAAUGGAAGGGAUGGAGCAAGAAAUAUAACACAUGGGAACCGGAAGAAAAUAUUUUGGACGUCAGAUUAAUCGAGUUGUAUGAGGAAAGUCAGAAAGGCGGAGAUGUAUCCACCAGAAGACCAAGGCGAAGGGAUACCAGAUAUAAUGAGCAGCUAAUAGCUAAUCUAGGAGUAGUCGAGGAGGAACCCGGUGGAGAUGAAAGAGUAGGCGAAGACAGUCAGGACGAAUCGACAACAGGCAGUACUUCGGCGCCUCGUUUGAAUCCUGUAGCUCCGGACGAAGACACACUUCCGAGUUCCUUGGAUGGUCAUGAGUCUCCGACACCGCCAGAAUUGGCAUCGACAUUCAGCGUCGAUUCUGACAGUUCCAACAGUAGCGUGGAUAUACCCCUAUUGCCCAGGAAGGAGUUGGGCACAAAAAGGAAGGCGGAGGUCCUUAGCAAGGAAUCUGGCAAGAUCGGCGUGACAAUUACCACUAGCAAUCCCAACACCGGUAGUGGUAGCCCGCCGCCAAGCAAAGUUCCUCGGUUAUUGCCUUUAAAGAACAACCCUACAACGCCGUCUUAUCACAGUCAUAAAGUCAACGGUAGAAGGCCGUCGUCCUCCAGCGUAAAGUCGACGCCGGAAGAGCCUCUUCCGGCGGUGCCGACGACGCCGGCGCCGGCAGUACAGGACAAAAAGCGUCCCGAAGCUGACGUACCUCAUGGCCCGCCGCCAUCUCUUCCACGUGCACCACCCGCACCGCUGUCUCCCCAGAUAGAUACACCCCUAGAACAACCCUCAACAAAGAAGAGGCAUUUAUCGGAGCAGAAACAGGACAAAUCGAACGGAACAGUCGCUGACAAAGCGAACGGUCAUAAAUCACCAAGUCCCACAGAUUCUUACACCAACAACAAUAGGUUACCGACUGUCGUAAACGGACAUCAUAAUAAUAACAUUAACAAUAAUAACAACAACAAUAACACUUCAAGCGUCAAGCAGACCGAAAUUCCGAAGUCGGAAAUCUACGCCCCGCUUACAAGCCCCAGCACGGAUUAUUGGCAUGCGAGGAACCCAGUGGCGGAUCAAGUGUUUAUCACAGAUGUUACUGUUAAUCUGAAAACCGUUACCAUCAGGGAGUGCAAGACUGAAAAGGGUUUCUUUCGGGAAAGGGAUCCCAAAGAAACUCUUUGAACCCUCGAGAACGCGAUAUCUAUCAAUGUCAGUGCUGCAUCGGGGAUAUCUGCUCCGAAUUGUAUUGAAUUGUUGUAAAUAAAUAUAAAUUAUUUUCACACGCCGGAUGUUAAGCCUAGGAUGUAAUCGUAGUACCAAGCAGAUUUAAACUUUUCUAAUAAUUGAUGAGAUGACGAUGAUAUCAUAGUAUAGAAAAAAGAAAAAAAAGAAUCAUGAUGAUAGUCGGGCAUCGCGCAGAGAUCUUUACAAUCUGUAUGCAUUGAAAUCUCAAGAAACUCGAAUAAAUAGUAAAAUUAGAUCGAUCAAUAGUAGAGAAUUGUUUUCUGCCAAGUUGAAAAUUGAAACAGUCACUUGCGAACAUACUUUACUCAGAUCUGCGAAUCUGUGUAAAUUUAUUGUAAAGAUAUUGUAAUGAUAACGUAUGAUGAUAUUGUAUGAUGAGUCGAAAAUGCACAUCAUACCUAUUAUUACAAACCGCAUUUGUAUAUUUCAAAAUGCUUGGUAGAUUUUAACCACAUGCACACUGAAGAUCUAGAUAACAUUAAAGGAUGCUACGUCUUCUAAUUGUUUUCAAUUUUUGGUUCUCUUAGAAUUUUGCUAAGAGAGAGAACGCUAUAGAUAAAACUAUUAUAAUAAAACUUUUGUUUUUACUACGGGAUACAUAUAUGUAUUUAUAUAUGAAAUAGAAAAAGUAUUUUUCUAAUUCAUUUUUAGAAUAUCAAAACUAUUUCGCGGAAAAGCGAUUCCAAGGGGAGACGUUCCAAGUUAUAUUAUUUAAAAAAAAAGAUAAUUUUGUAUAGCCCAUUUUUCUGGUUGUGUAUCCCAUUUUUUGCUAUGCAUCAGCAAACAGUAUCGCGAAAGAAAGAUAUAAAUUAGAUUUUGAAUGUAUAUAUAUGAAAGUAAUAAUAAGCGUUUCACUAAGAAUUUCGAAUGAUCGCAAAAUAUUUAAUUCAUAGAAGGAUCGUAUCACGAUAUUUCAAUCAUGUUCUUGGUCUCGAUGCGUCGAGCUAACUCGCCAUAUUGUUUGGCAGGUCACAUGUAUUGUCAAAUUUUGCGAUUUCUUUCAUUUGUAAUUAAAUAUUUUCAUUCAUUGCAGAAUGUCACCUGUACAUUAACAGUAAGAUCAUUUUCUAUUUCUUAGUGAAACUAUUAUAUUUGUACAUUUUGAUCGUCAAACCAUAAAAAGGGUACCCUAUAUGCAUCAUUGUCGAAAAUUGGCAUAGAGUUUCGGCCAAUCUUAUUUACAGUAUGCUGCUCUUUUUCUAUCAUGCAGCAGAAUUGUAAGGCUGCUUUAUGAUCACCUAAAAGGCGAGAAAGAUUUUAUUUCUAAAUUUAUGAGGAGACGGAAGACGUUAGCGUCACUUAAAAAGUUAUGAUCAAAAUGGCUUGUGCGGUAAUGUGAUGUUCCGACACGAUGCGAGAUAGCUUUAAAUCUUUUUUCUUUCCUCGAAACGGAUUGAAAAAAAUGACCGUCUUGCUUAGAACACAGUAUCACGUUUUUCCCUAUUUACUGCUCAUUCUUAUUUCCUUGAAUUAUUUUUCUUAUCAUCAAGAAUAGAUUUUUUUUCAAGAUAUUUGAUCGCGUUCAAAUUCUUCUUUCUUCUCUAUAUCGAGGCGCUAUUUUAUUGUGUAAAAGUCACGUAAGAAAGACUGAAGAAUUCAAUUAUACUGAUCAAUUAUACUGAAUUCGAUUCAAACGAAAUCUAGGAUUAUGCCUGAGGAAUAAUGAAAGGAAAUAUAAGAAUAUGAGUGAGUUAAUAAUUCAUUUUUAUAAUAAUUUAUAUAUUCUUUCCAAUACCGAUAUAGUAAAUUCAAAAAUGAGUAAAGUCGAAAAUGAAGUUGAAAAAUAUCCUGAACAUUUCCCCAAAAGGCUUUCUAUCGCGUAAUAGACACGUCAUCGGUAAAGUGCGAUGUGAUAGCAUGAUGCAGAGAAGAACAGUGCGAUAGACUCUUUUACGUUAAGUUAAAUAUAUAUUUCUAUAUAAUAUUAAAUAUGUAUUAAAUAUAUAAAAAUAAUAUUUAAUAUAUAUUUAAUACACACACACGCAGCCACACAUUUAUAUUACAUACACACAUAUGUACACUCUAAUUAAAUUUAUGUAUACGUUGCUUAUUUAUUAUAACUAACACGAAGAUUUUUAGGUUUCUACAUUCUUAUAUAUAAUAUAGUUGUAAUUAGACUGUGUAUGUGCAACGGUGUCCCCCGCACACAUUUGAAAGUGAGUUUGACAUUCAGCAUGAUGUCUCUUGCGUUAGUACGAUUACCGCGAUAUAGAUAAAACUCAUGUCAAUAAAAUUGUAUAAAGAUCCGACACGAUUUUAUAGAAAUUUUUUAAAAAAUUUGACGACUUUGUGGAAAACGUGUAAACAACAAAAAAAAGAUCUGUUUUUUUUUUCUUUUUUUUUAACGGGGCCAUUUGUGUAAGAUUAGAUUGACAGAUUCGUUGCAAUUAUCAAUGCAAGAGAAUAAACUAUACAUUGAAAUUGUUGUACCACUGUAUAUUGAGAGUGUUUCUUGUAAAAAUUGUAAAUAUUUGGACGAAAACUGUACGUGUCUUUGCUAUGACGAGCGAAGCGCAUGAGGAUGGCUUAUAUAAAUCUUUGAAUUAUCAAUUGUACAUAGAGAUAAAGAGAGAAACCCCCUCUCUUCCUCCCUUCCCCUCUAGUUGUAAACGUAAGAUUGCAACUAUAGGUCUCUAUAGAGAGAAAAAUCCUUUUCUUAGCUUUAGAAGUUCAAGAUAGACUGUGCGCGUACCUUCGAUAUUGUGUUUCUGUACUUAUAAAUAUUCCGACUACAAUAUUAUACGAUAAACGUGAAAUGAUAAAGCAGCGGUUACGCAGGCAUAUACGAUACGUGAACCCCGGUAGAUCCAAAUUCAACAGUAAUUUUAGUUCUGUCUGGUACAGAUUCCUUAUAUUUCAAUAAAAUCUCUACUUGAA
This is a messenger RNA of Formica exsecta, 5358 nucleotides long. RefSeq names its product polycomb group protein Pc. The record is from RefSeq and is a predicted model, not a curated record. The transcript has 6 exons. The coding region runs from base 1165 to 2418 and encodes 417 amino acids. Lineage: Eukaryota; Metazoa; Arthropoda; Insecta; Hymenoptera; Formicidae.